GGCUUCCUCGCCCAUUUCCUGACUCUAGCUGAUGAAAUCAGGGAGCAGGUGCCUGGUGUCCACGUUACUGGGUUCAUUGGGCAAACAGGAAGUUUUGAGGUUUCAAUUAAUAACAAACUGGUUUUCUCGAAGCUGGAAUCGAAUGGGUUUCCUUAUCAUAAAGAUAUCAUUGAAGCAGUAAAAUUAGCAAAACAAGGGGCGACUGUGGAGAAAAUAACUUGCGAGGAGCAGACACGGACUGAGAAGCGAAGCUGUGUCAUAAUAUAGUGGAAACCAAAUGCUGAUUAAACCCCUGAUAUAAUCUGACAGCUUUCAGACAGUGAAGCACCAAUCUGUUCAUGACUGUUUUCCCCAAAACUUGUCGGUGAAAACAUGAUGAAGCAUCAGGUGUGCUUUCCUCGUUUGGAAUCUGUUAGUUUUUCAGGUGUCGGUCUUUUACAGAGAGAAAAACUGGUUUAAUAUCAUCACAAUUAAAUUGUAUUUGUCUAAUCAUUCUCAUCCUGUUCUCAUGUUAAGCAGCAAAUUAAAUGAUUCAAUGUCUUAUUAAGAUCACUCAGAGUUAGCAGCCAGGCCACUCAGCCCAACUGACACCUGGGCUCCACCUCCACCAUCAGGAACCGCUUCGAGCUCAGUGCUGAGGUCAAUCUGUCGAGUUGCACUUGUUUGUAAAGCUGAUGUCACAAGUUUAUAACAUCAAAGGCUGACAAUGUAAAACCUUCCUGAAUGGGAGCAUGGCCUGUCUGCUGGCACUUGAGAGACCACAUUAUGAAUGUGAGCUGAGUGGCCCAUCUUUCACAUUAUUCCCUGCGGAGUACCGUGUAUGUGGGCUGUUAAAUAAUCCCAAAAUAAAAGCCAGAACUUGCUGGAGAACCUGAGCAGGUCUGGCAGCAUCUGUGGAGAGAGAAAGUUUAAUGGUUUAAGUCCAAUUGAAGAAUCCUAUCUACCUGUAAAAUUGAUAGAGGGAGGAGCACUCGCUAUUUCAGAUGUAAUUAGAUGUGCUCCUUGUGAUGCUCAGACUUUAGUCAAAGAACAACUCCCAAUGACUGAAACCCAAUGGGGCCAAAGAUCCUUUUUCUCUGCUGUAGACUUCUGAAUAUCAGACUCUGUCCACAGAUAGUGUCAGACCCUCUUGAAUGUCUCCAACACUUUGUUUCAGAAUUUUCGUAUCUGCACUAUUUUGUGUUUAAUUGGCAUCAUAAAUAUUUGAUAAUGUCCAGCAACAGAGACAGAAUCUAUUACUUUUUUUUAACUUCUGAUUAGUUUUGCUUUCAUUUCUGGACGGAAGACGCCACAAUUAAAUAAAUAUUAUUUUCACUCCAAA
Messenger RNA from Hemiscyllium ocellatum (epaulette shark), 1321 nucleotides. RefSeq names its product migration and invasion enhancer 1-like. The transcript has 3 exons. The annotation marks the transcript as partial. The record is from RefSeq and is a predicted model, not a curated record. Gene Ontology annotation, biological process: positive regulation of filopodium assembly; negative regulation of apoptotic process. NCBI's taxonomy places the organism in Eukaryota, Metazoa, Chordata, Chondrichthyes, Orectolobiformes, Hemiscylliidae.